Messenger RNA from Oreochromis niloticus (Nile tilapia), 3503 nucleotides. It is a transcript of the gene six7, whose product is annotated as SIX homeobox 7. Gene Ontology annotation, cellular component: nucleus; transcription regulator complex. Bases 1537 to 2319 code for a protein of 260 amino acids. Gene Ontology annotation, molecular function: DNA-binding transcription factor activity, RNA polymerase II-specific; RNA polymerase II cis-regulatory region sequence-specific DNA binding. The transcript has 3 exons. Gene Ontology annotation, biological process: eye development; regulation of transcription by RNA polymerase II. Lineage: Eukaryota; Metazoa; Chordata; Actinopteri; Cichliformes; Cichlidae. The record is from RefSeq and is a predicted model, not a curated record.
UUUUGCCAAUUGCAGUUGUGCAAAAUAUUCAACCUUUGUGAGUAAAGGCUUUUUUUGUGAAAAAGGUGUUCAAAGCUAAUUUUCCUGUUUAUCUCAUUGUGUAUUUGACGUGCACACAAAGGUAAUUUACGUGUCAGCCUGACAGUCUGUUUCACAUGAACACAAUGUUAAGACUCCAGAUGUUCAUAGCUCAGCCUUCGAUGUCUGCUGGGCUCAUAUCUCUAUUCUAGACAGAGUUUGAGACAAAAAUUUAAGCUCCUUCUACUUAUUUUAAAGCAGAUGAUCCUUCACCUGACUGCAACCUUUAUGCAAAGUUAAAUUCACUCCAGGGAGUAAUCGUGUCUGCCUGCGGAGGAACUUUUUGCAGAUUCUAACUCCACAUCUUUAUAACAGGUUCACUUUUUCCUCAAUGUUGUGCUUUAUGCAGAUAAAGUUUAUGUUUGCAGCUGACAGAUGCUUUCAGGGUCCUUAACCUGAUUAAUAACAAAAUUGCCCUCAGACUGAUUAAUGAGCUGCUGAGAUCAGAAGGAUUGAACCGGGCAGCGGAUCAUUAAUUCCGUGUCCUGGAGUCGCUCUGCCGCACGUCGAUGUCCAGCGGCGUUUUCAUUAUGUCUCGGCCUGACGAGAGGUCGCAGAGGAUAGCCGACGUGCAACCACGUCUGCUUUAAUUACAGGGGUAUUAGCUGGUGGGGGGAUCCCUACAGCUUUGUGUCCCGACAUUCCCUCUGAGCCAAAUGUCCAGGCAAAUGUGACAUUUUUUUUAUAUCAUCGGGCAUCACGGUUUCAUUGUGGCAUCCAAGUGUGUGGCAGAAAUAUUGUCAGUUAUCAGACUAUCACUGGUGACAUAAAAGCAGAACAGCUUUAACAGGAAACCUCCCAAUAAAAUUUGUAUUAAUUUUGCAUUUUUUGCUUGUAUCUUUCAGAGUCUUGGUUGGCCUCCUCUCCAGACACUGAGCCAUUUUGUGGCCUGCACCCUUUCUUGCCCAGCUUUCCUCCAGCCCAUCAUCUGCUGCUCCAGCAGGGCUCCAACUCCACUGGUCCAUCUCCACCGAUUAACCAACCUAACCUCACUUGUUUGCUCACUGCAGUCAUCCUGGCAGUCAAUGUAUCCUCAGGCUAAGCCAAACAAGCUGAUCAGCCAGCCACCUCUGUACACAGUACCCCCCACUAAGAGGCUAAUGGCCGGGAUGUAUAAUCCUUCUCAAAACAACCACAGAGAUGCUAAUUGUAUCCAGCUAUAAAUACGAGCCGACUCCUUGUCCUCUUUCUUCAUUUGCCUAUGCUCGUCUAAACCUGGAACAGCCUCCGCCCUUCACACCGGCUUCCCCGAAACAAUUUGCACAGAUACCAGGAAAAACUCCGUUACAUAAGACAGGCUCCAGAUAAUUGAGACAAGUGUCAAUAAACCUACAGCAUCUGAAAAAAAGGGAGAGAGGCAGAGAGCGCGCGGGGCUUUACGCACGGAUACACCAUUUCAUGCGUCUUUUGGCUACUUCUUCACUUCUUCUCUGAGCUGCUGCGAAGCAACAGGUCGAGAUGUUCCCCCUGCCGAUGUUCACACCGGACCAGGUGGCUCGGGUGUGCGAGAACCUGGAGGAGACCGGGGAUAUCGAGCGCCUCGGUCGGUUCCUCUGGUCCCUGCCCGCCGCCGUCCCUGGCUCCGCCGGGGAAGCGCUCAACCGACACGAGUCCAUAAUGCGAGCCAGAGCGCUGGUCGCGUUUCACGGGGGGAACUUCGAGGCUCUUUACCAAAUCUUGCAGAGUCACCGUUUCACGCGCGAAUCUCACGCCAAGCUGCAAGACCUGUGGCUGGACGCGCACUACCGAGAGGCGGAGAGGCUCCGUGGGAGACCCCUGGGCCCGGUGGAGAAGUACCGCAUCCGCAAGAAGUUCCCGCUGCCCCGCACCAUCUGGGACGGCGAGCAGAAGACGCACUGCUUCAAGGAAAGAACUCGCAGUUUGCUACGAGAGUGGUAUCUCCAAGAUCCGUAUCCCAACCCGUCCAGGAAACGCCACCUGGCCCAGGCCACCGGGCUCACACCUACCCAAGUCGGGAACUGGUUCAAGAACCGCCGGCAAAGAGACAGAGCUGCCUCAGCAAAGAACAGGCUGCAGCAGGAUCCUUCCCUCCUGCCCUCUGAAAGCUCUCCCGACGGCUCCCUCCAGGGACGCCAUCAUCACCCCCACCUGCUGCCCGCUUCCCCUCGCCACCCAGGGAGCCCCGAGGCCAGCGACUGCAGCACAGAGCCCGAGCCCAGAGGAACCGGAGCCUCCACCCCGGAGAUCUCCGUCAGCAGCGACAGCGAGUUUGAGUCUUGAGACGAGGGACUCUCUGUCGCAGACGGCAGACUCUUACUACUGUCUGUGAUCAGACCCAGACACACUUACAAAGACACUUGAACUUUCAGCGCGACUGUGGACAUAUUAGAGCUGUUCUCGGUGGGAGGAGGGCAAGGAUGAGACCACUUGCUGUGGAUGUGAGUGGACAAAGUAAAGAUAUGCACUUAAAAAAAAGCACCAUGGCACAUGACCCUGACUGUUAUGUAUUAGUUUAAUGUGACUCAGUGCUGUAAAAAGAUAAACAUCCAGUUGAGUUUCAAACUCUCGGGCGAAGUAUUUGUAGAGAUCAUGCCUAUGAGCUUUAGAAGAGAUGUGAAUAUUAAUAUUUUAAGGUUGAACGCUAUUUUAGUAGAGACAAUUUUCUCAGUUUUUAUGGAAGCUACAAAAAGAAAAAUGCCUUGUGCAGGCUGUUAUUGUAUGUCAGUAUGUUAACAUGCACAUUGUUUCGUUUGAUUAUCUUCAAAUUAGAACCAGAAACAAACUGUGAAAAUCCCCUAGAACUGGCAGAGACACAGUGUUACAGUUUUAUCACUCCUGAAAAAUUACACUAAAAAAAAAAAAUGCACACAGUGGUGACACGCUUAAUGAUAAUAAAGUUUAGGCAAAUUUAUUAAAAACAGCCAGCGUAAAUGUGCAAAAUCUGUCUUGCAGCGCUGCAGUUUGCAUGUUAACAUAGGGACGUACCAACUCAACACAUUUCACUGCCUUAAAAUGGAACUAAGGGCAUCACUGUUUUGCAAUGCAAUAACAAGCAACACGUUUAGAGAGACUGAGCUGUAACUCAUCACCCAUGCACACAUGCUGCUUAAAAUACAAACCAUGUCAUUGUGGGCUGUUUUACCUUUUCUGCUGAUUGAAAUCUGCUGGAAAUGCUCCUGAGCUGCUCUGAUGAUGACGAAUUCCUGCAGGAGCCGACGCAGAGGUGAAAGAGGAAUCAGAGGGAAUAAAACACACUCGUCGGUCUUAACUCAAUGUGCCUAUUACAUCUGAGAACAGUGAGACCUAAUCAGGCGUGAGACUGUCCUCAUGACAACGACACACUCAAAGGCCUACUGUUUGCUGUCUUUCUUAACGACCAUCAUUUCUCAUAAAGUAUUUCUGCGUUUCAAUGAUAAAUGUGUAUUUUGUAAUGUUUUGUGUAAAUAAAUGAACCUAUUUUUAUC